Molecule: messenger RNA, 1696 nt
Organism: Phytophthora sojae
Lineage: Eukaryota; Oomycota; Peronosporomycetes; Peronosporales; Peronosporaceae
Product: cellulase-9, endo-1,4-beta-glucanase
Exons: 2
Coding region: 1-1623 (540 amino acids)
Molecular function (GO): hydrolase activity, hydrolyzing O-glycosyl compounds
Source: RefSeq, a predicted model, not a curated record
AUGACGCUGUGCGGCCGGCUCCUGGGGCUUCUGGCCGCCGCCUCCGCCCUAGUCACGCGCUGCGAUGCCGGCAGCAGCUUCAUCGACUUCCGCUCCGUGGACGGCGAGCUCAAGGCCGACAACGAGACGUUCCACAUCAAGGGCAUCAACUGGUUCGGCGCCGAGACCAUCGAGCUCGUGGUGCAGGGCUUGUGGCCGUCCGCCACGUCCAUCGGCGACGCCAUGGACCUCUUCACCACGUACGACAUCAACGCGCUGCGGCUGCCGUUGGCCAUGGACUCGGUCAUGGACGACCCGACGGUCAAGAGCACGCAGACCGGGGGCAGCCCCUCGCUGGCGGGCAAGUCGUACCUCGAGGUGCUGGACGUGAUCGUGCGGGAGGCGCGCAAGCGCAACAUCCUCAUCAUGUUCGACAGCCACCGCAUCGAGGCGUCCGAGCCCGACUUCCCGGACAUCGCAGUGCCCGACGACAUCACUCCGGCCCUGCAGAAACUGGCCACGAGGUACUGCGACGACCCGGGCGCCUGGAACGUGUUCGCCAUGGACAUCAAGAACGAGCCCAAGGGCAAGGCCACGUGGGGAAAAGGAGACGAAGACACGGACUGGAACCUGCAGGCGGCCAAGAUCGGCAACGCCGUGCUCAAGAAGUGUCCGAGGCUGUUGAUCUUUGUGGAGGGCGUGCAGACGAAUAUUAAGGGUGUGAGCUUGGAGUGGGGGCAGGCCGGGGGAUCUCUACAGGGAGCCAAGAAGUACCCCGUCAAGCUCAGCAACAUGGAGCGGCUGGUGUACAGCCCCCACUUGAUCUCGCCGGGUGUUGACUACAAGGCGCCGUGGUGGAGCGACUCCAACUUCCCGGACAACAUGCCGGAUCUCUGGGACGAAUACUUUGGCUUCGUGCCCAAGGAAACCGGUCAAGCAGUGGUGGUCGGAUCGUGGGGUGCUCAUAUGAAGGACAAGAACAAACAAUGGGCCAAUGCUGUGUCGGCGUAUCUCGAGGAGAAAUCCAUUGGGUCGUUCUACUGGGCUUUUAACCCCCAGUCUGCUGAUACUGGCGGCUUUGUGAAGGACGACUGGGUUACGGCCAUCGACGAACGCGUUGCGCUGUUGGAGUCGCUGCCUACGACCAGCGUUGAGGAUAUCGUCGCUAUUUACGCCAAGUGUACCAAGACUUGUGCUGGAAAUGGCGGGUGUGAAGGUGGCAAGUGCAUUUGCUACUCGGGAUGGAGCGGACCCCAGUGCGAGAUCUGCUCCGAGGGCGACACUGGAGCCUGUAACGACAUGGGGACGUGCUUGGGUAACAGUACCUGUGCAUGUGACGACGACGCGGACGGCAAGUACUGUGCUGGCACGGAGUGUGACGAGGUCGACUGUGGCGAUGGAGACAACGCCGGCUGUUUCAAUGGCGAGUGCACGUGCCUCUACAAUUGCGUCGGCAACUCUUGCACAGUCUGCGCUGUCACUGAGUCGGCCCUCGCGGACGCUACAAACGGAGCUACUGUUCUGUGCGAUGCGUGCGAUGCCCAAGAACAACACGACUUUUCGUCCGCCAUCACAUCGCAGUCUGCCUCAGUAGGAUCGACUGUAUUUGCUGCCAUCGCUCUGAUCUUCUCGUGUUUCCUUUAAUGCUAUGCUUUCGAGCUACAUGUAGUAGUACAGAGAGUAACGGCAAUAAGAAAGGGUCAACAACUUAUAGUUC